GCGACGCGCCGCCAGAAGCGCCAGGCGGCCGCUGGGCCUAGAUCCGCCGGGCCGCGCAGGAGGCUCCUUCCCGCCUUCCCCUCACUGCGGGGCCGGGCGGGGGAUGCGAGGCGACCCCGGGGGAGGGCGGCCGGGCCCCACUGCCGACUAACGGGCCUCCUCCUCCCCCCUCAGCCCUAGCGCGCUGCUGUUGUCGAGCAUGGCUUCCCCGGCCCCGUCCGUCCCCGCCUUCCAGUUCCGCCCGCGGCUGGAUCCCCCGGACUGGCGGCGCCUGAGCGCCGUGGACGUGGAGCGGGUGGCGGCCGAGGUGGACGUGGCGGCGCUGCAGGAGCACCUGGCGCACGUGGCCUUCUGCGACGCCGGCCGGGAGCGCUGCCCGCGGUGCCAGGCGCCCGCCGACGCGCUGCUGCUGAGGCUCCUCCGCCUGGCGCAGCUGAGCCUCGAGUACCUGCUGCACUGCCAGGACUACCUGGGCGCCCAGCUCCGCGCCACCCAGGAGCUGCUCAGGGCCGCCGACGCCCACCGGGACCUGCUGGCCAAGGACGUGGCCCGGGGAGCCCAGGAGGCCCGGCUGCUCCGGGAGGAGUGCAAGAGGCGGAAGAAGAUCAUCGGCACCCAGCAGAUGAUGCUCCAGGCCGGCGCCGCCUGCCACCAGGUGGGCGCAUGGGUGGGUGUGGGGGACGAUGGAGGGUAGGAGGAGAGGGUGCACCAGUUUAUCUGCACUUGGUUACUGGUAAGAUGCCCCAGGGCCGGUGGCCAACCCGCCAUGCGCCCUUUUGUUGUUUAGUCGUGUCCGACUCUUCGUGACCUCAUGGACCAGAGCAUGCCAGGCACUGCUGUCUCCCGCAGUUUGGUCAAACUCAUGUUGGUAGCUUGUCCAACCAUCUCGUCCUUCCCCUGCAUGCAAAGACAGGCUCCAGAGGAUUGAGCAGACGAGACCAAUAGUGGGUCUAACAGUCAAGAAGACAGCUUCUGCGCGUGCCGUAGAGGGAAGUGAGGGUUCAUCAACUUGGGGAGGUAGCCCAUUUUCUUCUUGUUGUUUAGUCGUUUAGUUGUGUUCGACUCUUCGUGACCCCAUGGACCAGAACACGCCAGGCUUCCACUGCCUCCCGCAGUUUGGUCAAACUCAUGUUAGUAGCUUUGAGAACACUGUCCAACCAUCUCGUCCUCUGCCGUCCCCUUCUCCUUGUGCCCUCCAUCUUUCCCAACAUCAGGGUCUUUUCCAGGGAGUCUUCUCUUCUCAUGAGGUGGCCAAAGUAUUGGAGCCUCAGCUUCAGGAUCUGUCCUUCCAGUGAGCACUCAGGGCUGAUUUCCUUAAGAAUGGAUAGGUUUGAUCUUCUUGCAGUCCAUGGGACUCUCAAGAGUCUCCUCCAGCACCAUAAUUCAAAAGCACCAAUUCCUCGGCGAUCAGCCUUCUUUGUGGUCCAGCUCUCACUUCCAUACAUCAUUACUGGGAAAACCAUAGGUUUAACUAUAUGGUCCUUUGUCGGCAAGGUGAUGUCUCUGCUUUUUAAGAUGCUGUCUAGGUUUGUCAUCACUUUUCUUUCAAGAAGCAGGCGUCUUUUAAUUUUAUGACUGCUGUUCACCAUCUGCAGUGAUCAUGGAGCCCAAGAAAGUAAAAUCUCUCACUGCCUCCAUUUCUUCCCCUUCUAUUUGCCAGGAGGUGAUGGGACCAGUGGCCACGAUCUUAGUUUUGUUGUUGUUGAGCUUCAGACCAUAUUUUGUGCUCUCCUCUUUCACCCUCAUUAAGUGGUUCUUUAAUUCCUCCUCACUUUCUGCCAUCAAAGUUGUGUCAUCUGCAUAUCUGAGGUUGUUGAUAUUUCUUCCGGCAAUCUUAAUUCCGGUUUGGGAUUCAUCCAGUCCAGCCUUUCUCAUGAUGAAUUCUGCAUAGAAGUUAAAUAAGCAGGGAGACAAUAUACAGCCUUGUCUUACUCCUUUCCCAAUUUUGAACCAAUUAGUUGUUCCAUAUCCAGUUCUAACUGUAGCUUCUUGUCCCACAUAGAGAUUUCUCAGGAGACAGAUGAGGUGAUCAGGCACUCCCAUUUCUUUAAGAACUUGCCAUAGUUUGCUUUGGUUGACACAGUCAAAGGCCUUUGCGUAGUCAUUGAAGCAGAAGUAGAUGUUUUUCUGGAACUCUCUAGCUUUCUCCAUAAUCUAGCACAUGUUUGCAAAUUGGUCUCUGGUCCCUCUGCCCCUUAGAAAUCCAGCUUGCACUUCUGGGAGUUCUCGGUCCUUAGGCAAGGCUAAACUGCUUACACACACACACACACACACACCAAAAUUGCACGCACACCCCAUCCCAAAAUUGCAAACUUAAGUUUUUUUUAAAAACAGCUAGGAAAAACGAAAAGUGCAAAAAUGCCAGAUUUAAAUCAAAAUUGCAAACUUAAGUUUUUCAAAGAUCAGGUAGGAAAAACGAAAAGCACCAAACGGCUAGAUUUAUCUGAGAUCGCAAGAUCUAGGCUUAUCGCAGAUCUCAGCAGCAAAGCCGUCUUUGAUUAUCUUCAAUUGCAAAAUCUAAAUCUAUCUUAGAUCUUGGUAGUGUAUCCAUAAUAAUAAUAAUUAUAGUAGUAAUAUUUAUACCCCGCCCACCUGGCUGGGUUUCCAAUCUUACUUUGCUAUGAGUGAUUGCUAGAGAAGAAUCAUUUGCAGCACUGAAAUGACUUCUCAGCGGUGCAAGCCUGGGCAUUGUAUAUGAAGGUCCUGGGCUGCCCAGACAACACAUGGCAUCCAUAUAUCUCAGGAGACAGUGGAAGAAUGAUACAGGAGAGACAUGUUUUAUUGCAGGGGGACUUCUAUUACAUGAAAGUCUGAUUUUGUUGCUACAAGUGCCACAUUGUGUAUCAGGCGCUCCACCAGUUAAACUCAAUCCCCGAAGGUGCACUCUUCCAUUGUCUUCUGAGACAGAUGGAUGCCAACAAUGUUAUUCUGAACCCCAACAAUUGAUUAUCAUUACCUUAGAUGGGUUACACAGACUCCCGUGUUAAACUAAAUACAGAGGGCUAAUAGAGUUCUGCUCCCUAGACAAUCCUUGGUGAAUAACAAUAAGACUAGCCUAAAAGUGGCAUUACUGCUAUGUCUUUUUUAGGUUUUCAGAACUCAGGAUAAUCAUGUUUUAGGACUCUGUAUUAGCAUAGGUUCGGUAUGUUGUGGUACAUCUGAGAGCUCGGGUUAUAAAGUAUCCAUAGAAAUUGUGAAUGUAGAAUCAAGAGUUGGAAGAGGUGCCCUGCCUCUUCUUUAAGGCUCCCAAACAGUGCAGUAACUUUUUCAGUUUCACAUCAUUUUGAGCCAGAAACAUUAAAUGUUGUCACUUUACAUGACUUGUGUUGGUAGUUUUCACUGUAUCCAUUGAGAAUAGGACGAGAAGUGAAUGGGGCUAAUGUUGAAAUGAAGUUGCUUUAAGGAGCCCAGCUCCAAACAAUAGACCUUUUCACUGUGUGGGAAAGCCUUGCAGUUGCAUAUAAUCGAUGUUUAUUUAUGAAUAAAGUCCUUUUAGUAGCUCCAUGCAAGACCUAUCCCCAAUAAGCAUAAAACACUAAUGUACCAUGAGCUAAAGUAAUUGAAUGAAGGGUAAAGCAUGCAACCGCUACAUGGAAUUGGCAACAUUUCAACAUGAGUGUUUGUUUGGAUAAAGAUAUUUCACAGCUGAUUUAAUACAUUAAAUCCUAAUAUGUUUCAGCAGAAGAUAUCUGUGGCUUGCUGGCAUUUCCCUGGCACUCAGUCCUUGACUAUCCAAGCUUUGCAUGUUCUUGCAUUUAUCCAACAAAAAUGUAACUUAAUUAUUUAUACCCUUAGUAGUUCUUUCAAGGAAUUUAUAUUUAAUCACAUAGCAGCUAUCAGUUGCAGGAUUUUAAAUAGUUGAUGGGGAUUGGGAAUUCAGCAACAAGAAUCUGGUUCUGAAUCUGCUGAGCCAUUACACACAUUUCACAUCAUAUGAGCUGAUCCUCCUAAAUGUAUAGUAGCAUGUUACUGAAGAAGAUGUGCAAGUUUGAAGUGCAUUAAAAGAGCAACAGAUUUUGAGACCAUGUGUCUACAAAUCAGAAGCAAAAUAAUCUCCCUUUUGCACCAGCAAAAUCUGCUCUGGUGUUAUGUCCACCUGCCCCUAAGUAGCACAAGUCCUAGAUGUCCUUUACUAGAUGUUGGAUGCAGGUGGCACUGUGGUCUAAACCAAUGAGCCUCUUGGACUUGCUGAUCAAAAGUUUGGCGCUUCGAAUCCCCGCGACGGGGUGAGCUCCCGUUGCUCUGUCCUAGCUCCUGCCAGCCUAACAGUUCGAAAGCAUACCAGUGCAAGUAGAUAAAUAGGUACCGCUGCGGCGGGGAGGUAAACAGCGUUUCCGUGUGCUCUGGUUUCUGUCACGGUGUUCCGUUGCGCCAGAAUUGGUUUAGUCAUGCUGGCCACAUGACCCGAAAAGCUGUCUGUGGACAAACGCCAGCUCCCUCUGCAUGAAAGCGAGAUGAGUGCUGCAACCCCAUAGUUGCCUUUGACUGGACUGAACCGUCCAGGGGUCCUUUACCUUUUACCUUUAUUAGCUGUCCUAGCUUAGGGAUAGCAGCCGCUGCCUUCAUUUUGUUUCACAUUCUAGUAGCGAUAGUAGUGACACUGUUUUUCCUCAAUCGCUGGCACAAUUUUUGAGAAGGUGAUUUUUUGGGGGGGUUAAUGGGGGGAGGAAACCUGCCUCCCAUAUGAUACAUAAGAUCAGGUUGCAAGAAUGAUCUAGUGUAAGUAGUUGUUUACACAUUGGCACUCUGAUCCAAAUAUUCUUACUGGUGCCUGUUCCUGUAACACUGGAAUAAUAUGAUGGUUUAGUCCAGAAACAGGCACAUCCUAAACAUGUAUUUACCGGUGCAACUGUUAGGUUCAGGCCAGAGUGUUGGAUAGAGUCUUGAACUAGGACUUAGGAGACCUGAGUUCGAAUCCUCGCUCAGCCAUGAAGUUCAUUGUGUGGCCUUGGGCCAGUCCCUGCUUUUCAGCCUAGCCUACCUCAUAGGGUUUUUGUGGGGAUUAAAUGUGGAGAGGCAGAACCAAUGUGCCCCUCCUUGAGCUAACUGAAGAAAAAGGUGAGAGAUAAAAGCAAUAAACAAAUGGAUAAAGGUACUUAAUUCUUCUCCAAAGCUGUAAUCUUGUGCCUAGUUGCUGGAGUAUAAGGCCCAGAGACUGGUGAUGCUAACUGAUAGCAGGAUCAAACCCAUUCACGAUCCAGUUAGAGCUUUGUGCCUGUCCCUCAUCUAGCAGCCAGGACUGCACAUGUGAUAGUGCUGAUCAGUUGUUCAACACAAGAAGGUAUGGGUUUUGAUUUAUGCUUCUCCACCCCACAUCCUGAACAUUACUGCUGUUCUUGAUAGUCUCUCCAAUGAUUUUUCAUGCAGAGUGCCAAUUUGCCGGGUGGAACGUCUCCCCUUAGGUAUCCCACAUGCAGGGAUCUUAAUAUAAAAUGCACCUCUUAAUAUAAAACAUGUCUAGUUGGCAAAUGCAGCAUUAGCACCAUUAGUGCUUCCAGCAGCUUGUGUAUUUUUGGACCAGGUACUUUGUCACCUUUGAAACUAUGUAUUGAGAAAUGAGUAAAAUAACAGAGGUAUUUGAUGAUUGAUUUGUGUGUUUUGUCUGUUACUGCUAAGUCCAUUUAAGUGCCUUACACAUUUUCUCAAGAAUACAAACCUACGUUGAGAAUGGGCCCUGGACUAGCACUGAAAUAUACAGACCUAAUUUCUUACCAUAGUUGUAUAGGUGGAUUUCUGUUGUUGUUUAAACAAAACUACAUUUAUUUUACAGUGUCAAUUUUGUGACAAAGCUUUUAUGAACUAUUCCUUCCUGCACAGUCAUUUGCAACGUCGCCACGCAAAGGAACCACACUCUGGUGAGUUAUGAAGCAGGAGAGGAAAUCUCAUAAUGGGCAGUGUAAUUCAUUUUUUCCCCCUGGGUGAAAAAGCAAACAAGAAACAGCAGUGCCACUCAAAGAACAAGAGUGAUUUUGAGAUAUAGCUCCAAUCCAGCUAUAGUUAAUCAUAAGUAACUCCCACUGAAAGCAAUGGGAUUUUAGUUAGCUGUUUCACUGACAUCAGUAAAAUUUGUUCAUGACUAAUUGGGCAACUUAAUGAAACUACUAAAGUAAACUGAGAAUUCCUUUAUUCUUUUUUUCACAUUUAAUAAAUGCAAAUGUAGGUAUAGGACACGGGUGGCGCUGUGGGUUAAACCACAGAGCCUAGGACUUGCCGAUCAGAAGGUCGGCGGUUCGAAUCCCCGCAACGGGGUGAGCUCCCGUUGCUCUGUCCCUGCUCCUGCCAACCUAGCAGUUCGAAAGCGCGUCAAAGUGCAAGUAGAUAAAUAGGUACCGCUCCAGCGGGAAGGUAAACAGUGUUUCCGUGCGCUGCUCUGGUUCGCCAGAAGCAGCUUAGUCAUGCUGGCCACAUGACCCGGAAGCUGUACGCCGGCUCCCUCGGCCAUAAAGCGAGAUGAGCGCCGCAACCCCAGAGUCGGUCACGACUGGACCUAAUGGUCAGGGGUCCCUUUACCUUUACCUUUAGGUGGAAAUGUAACAGGUUCACAUCUGGAUAUUUGUCCGUUUGACAUGCUUUAAAAAAAUCACUGUCAAGGAAUCCUGACCCAAGACCCAGGUCAGCACUUCCUUAGUAGGUCUGGAUCUUGCUCAGAACCCAGGAUGUCUAUCCACUCCACCAGGCCACUGUUUUGGGAAUGUUUUGAACAAAACAUUUCAGUAGAACUUAGACUCUCAAAGUAGCUCACAGAGCUCCUUCUUGUCGCCUUUGGCUGAUACUGCUCUGAGGCAGAAUACACCUGGCAUCAUGGUUUGCAGAAUAAAAUUUGGAAAUGCAUUCCUGAAGUGCCUCUGUAGGAAGAGCUGUGUUGCCCAAAAUAAUAAGAAAAAAAACCCCAUGUUAUCACCAAAUAUGUAUUUCUUUUAAUAGAUCAGAAGCAAAAAGUGCAGACGGGUCAAUUACAGGAGGAGAUCAACAAGCUGAAGGAGCAGUUACAGCUCACCAGGUCUCAGUUAGAAGCUGAGCAACACGCUCACAUGGUCAAGUUGUCUAAGGUAGGGCAUACUCUGCGUCAGUACUCUAAAUGCUGUUGAGUGGUAUCCUAAGUAAUGCAUUAUGGAUGUGAUCCUGAAGAGACACACACAUGGUUUAAUCCCAUUGAGUAACAGAGAAAAUAGGACUGUAAAUGUUCAAAUGGCCAUAUUCCUCUUCCACGCAACAUUCAUUGCCUAUUCAGUGCAUCAGGAAUGGAUAAUCUUUACAGGUAGUCUUGAGUCGCUUUGGGAACAGAGAUUAUUUUGAUCCAUAAAUGCAUGGAGGUCUAGAUCAGUGUUUCCCAAGCUUGGCUUUCAAACUGUUUUUGGACUACAGCUCCUAUCAUCUGUAGCUAGCAGGACCAGUGGUCGGGGAUGAUAGUAACCUUAGUCCAAAAACAGCUAGAGAUCCAAGUUUGGGAAGCACUGGUCUAGACAAAAGCAGGCAAGCAUCUGGGUAAGUAGGGACAGGAAGUCUGAGUGAGUAGGGACAGGAAGUUUGUGUUUGAGCAGCAUGUUUUCUCAGACUGAGGAUCCAGGUGAAAAUCAGUUUUCUAGGACUAGGAGGAACCCUGCAAACCUCUUGUGCCACUUGAUUUCUGUUGAACUGGGAACUGUAGGACCAGAAUCUGGCCAGGACAGGAUGGGCUUUCCUGUUAUUCCUUCUGGACUUGAAGAGACAUGUGAUCCUCACCUGAGCCUAUUCCAGCUUGAGGAAUCACCCACCUCCUCCCCGAGCUAGCGAGCCCCACCUGGGUUGUGGGUCCUUGCCUGCCUUCCCUCAAAACUAACAGCUGUAAAUUCUGGAAUCCUGAGGUCAGGGGUGGUUACAUCCCAUUUCGCCACUUGAGGCAAAACAGAAUCUGGUCGUCUGCAGUGGGUGGCACUACAGCCUAUCAUAGAGCUAACAGAGCUAGCCAACUGCUCCCUGCUCUGUCAAAUCUUCACAGCUGGCCAGAAAGUGAGACACUCUGCUAGAAUCUCUGGUUUGAGAUCCCUGUCCCUUGCAGGUGGAGCAAUAGUCAAAGUGUGGCAAGUGAUAAGCCAGAGGGAUGAAGCAGCAAAAUCAGUCAGAGGCCAAGAAAUCUCAAAGCUGAGUACAAGCUGAGGCAAAAUGAAUUAAUUAGGACUGGGAUGAAGGUAGAAGCAAGAGGGUUUGUUAAAAUUGGAAGCAACAGGGCAGAAGACAAAUGUCUGGGUCAUCCAUGAUGGGACAAGGAGGAUGCUCAGGAAGUUUAAAUAGAAGCAGCAAUAACCAAUGCCUUGUUGUGCUAGCAAGCUGGCCAUGUUUUCUGAAAAGAUCCAUUAUUUUUCAGUGUUAAGUGAAACUCUUGUGAGUCAGAGAUAUUUUAGAAGAGAGAUACUAUCAGGAGUCAGUAACCUUUCUAAAGCUGCUGAUUCUCACUUGGAUGAGCAAACAGAGGACAUGUGAUUCUGCCACCUUGUUGAAGCUAAGAAGGAACCCCUGUGCACCCUGCCUUGAGUUCCCUGAUAGAAGAAAAGCAGGAUACAAAUGUAUAAAGUAAAGCCAACCAUAAAAAGUAAAAGAAUGAAACUCAAAAUUUCUCAGCCUAGGACCUGUGUGUUGCUUGGAACUGUUCGGUUUGUUGUAUCCAUGAGAGAAUUCUCAGAAUAACAUUUUAAAGCAAUUUCAGGAGUAUGACGAACACAGAUCCAAGGAGGAGGAGAUUCGGCAGUUAUUUCACAAAUGGAAAGAAGAAGAAAAAGACAAACUGGCCAGUGAACUAGAGAAGAUGAAAGAGAUGUUUAUGAAGGAAUUUAAAGAGCUAACUGCGAAGAAUACAGAAUUAGAAAAUGUAAGUAAUUGAGAAGGGGUUUCAGUUGGCCUGCGCACACCUUCAAGCGGUCUUGACUUGAUCACUUGCUUAAAGUUCAAGACGUGAGCUUCUGGGGAAAGACGCUUAGGAUUUUCUAAGAGCAGAGCUUUAUAAAAACCUUGGUAUAUUCAUAAAUCUAAUUUCAGUCCCAAGGACCAAAAUGUUGCUAUGUCAUUUAAACACUUGCUGUGAUCCAACCAAAGACCAAACUUGCAUGGAACCAGGUUUUCCAUACAUAUCCUUAGCUGCAUGAGGCUCUUUUAUGCAAACAUGUGCAUGUUUCCUCUGACUCAUGCAGCUUGACCAGACUGUGAACAUAAAACCUUAACAUAGCAAUGCCACCCAUCACAGUUAUGUAGGGACAGCAAGGGGCUACCUCUAUUCUCUACCCUGCCACUACCAAACAGCUCUUUUGCAUUAUUACUAUUUUCUAAGAGGCCAUUGAAUUUACAGGGUUGGGUUGGGAUCAAUGUUCAAAAAAUGGUAGUGGGUGGAUUCCUAAAUAUUCAAGGAAGGAAUCAUGCAAGUUAUGUCUUCAGGGGAAAGAAGGCAGAACACGUACACCCAACCUGCGAAAUUGCUGAUUGGUGUGCCUGUUGUUGUUUGCAAAUUUCCAUCCUCUAAUACAGUACAUAUUUGGAUUUUAGCCUUUUAUCAUUUUCUCUCUCCCCCCUCCCCUUGCUCUUAGCAUCUAUUAGAAGUCCAGAAGUCUAACAAUCACCUGAAAUCUAAUUUGGGCACAUUAAAAGAUAGCUAUGAAUUUCCAGAAGAGAAACACCAGAGUGCUGUAGAUCAGCAGGAAGCAGUGCAGGCUUUAGAAAAACAGGUAAUUUAACACAAAUUCCAUUCCAGUUGCCUUGUUUCUAGUUUGUGGGAAAGAGUGUUAUUACCCUGUACAUAUUAGAUCAGAGCUUUCCAAAAUGUGUCGCAACAAGUUAGUGUGUCGGCUGCAGUGUGUAAGUGUGUUGCGUGAACACUCCCCAUGCUUCUCAUAGGGCUGGAAAGGGGUUAGUUUAACCUCCAGUUUGCUGCUUUUCUGGUGGAGACACACACACACACACACAUCAUAUAAACUGAAAUACGAGUAUGUUAAUACAAUUAACUUUAUUCUGUCUUACGUAGGACACUGAGUGGAAGGCUAAACUACAAGCUCUUAAAGAAGAACAUGGCAGUGAAAAACGCAUGGUAAACAAGACUGUUUGUGAUUAAAGGGGUGGGGGAACAGACAUUGGCUUGGAUCCUAAAAUAAGUCAUUCUAAAGAAGUUAGCGGAAAGAAUGUUUCUCCUCUCCUUCCCACUUCUGCCAUCUAUGACCCUUAAGAGUCUCUUGGGAGGAUGGGAGGGCACUCCCGAAUAAUGUGGGAAGAGGGGCUGCAGGGGAGAAGGGGACAGAAAACUUUCUUUACCUCCCUUACCUCAGGAUCCAAGCCAAUCUGCUCUCACGACAUUAUGUAAGGACCUGGCAAACUGUUCAGAAUGGGUGUUAAAAUCCACUCUUGUUGUGUUGUAGAAUUCAUUUGAAUAUUCUCAUUGAAGGCAUUUCACAUUCCGUCCUUGCACUGAAAACUUCAGUACAGAGGUUGACUUUUUGCAAUACAACCAGCUGGUUAGGGGUGGCACCUGGUCUUGUCCUAGCCCUUGAGAAGAGCACAGUUAGAAAUAACUUUGGAUUCUGUGCUUUGGUAUUGGAGGCAUCAGCAGAAGUUAUGAUGUCAUAUUCACCCAGGAAGGGACAUAAUCAUGUGACCUCUCCCCCCACCCCAAGUGUUGCUGGUCUUUUCUCAGCUUUUCCCCAGGACACAGCAAGUUAUUUCUUCUCCUUGUUACCUGUGCUUUGCCUCAGGCCUAACCUCUUCCUGAUUCUUGAAGCAUCUUCUUUCACUCUUCCAAAUCCCUGAGUUCCACACGUGGCUCAAGCUAUAUUCUGUCAGACUGGCCCUCCUAGCUUUUCCCAGCCUUCACCAGAUGCUGUAAGAGAAAAGUGACCAGAAGUCCACUAGCAACAAGACGCUCCUUCUCUUCCUACAACAAGACACCAAUCUAGGCCUCAAACCAACUAUUCUUUGCAGACAGGUGUCAAACCUGUCAUCAGUUCUGCCAAGAUCUAGCAACUCGGCUCUAAGGACAUAAUAUUCUUACCAGACCUUUAUUACAUCCAUAUUAUGUCAUCUACAGGUUUCAGGAGCUUCUUCCACCCUCUUUGUCCUCCAGCCCAUCCCUCUGAGCAGACCUGGUACACACUGAAUGUUCGCAGGCUACUUAAGGCAUGUAUUAGAGGCACCACUGCCUUCUGACGAAAUGAAAAUCUGUUGAUGUCUUUUUGUCCUGCAUCUGUAAGGAGAUUCCCCCCCCCCCAGUGCCACCGCUAGAAUGUGAAUCAAGGCAUGUGUUGCCUAUACAAGGCAUAUCAUCUACCAACACGGUUGCACGUUACAGUCACUUCACCUGGGCUGCAGCUGACAUGUUUUCCAGGCACUACAAAAUAGACUGCUUUGCCUUAGCAGAAGCUGUCUUUGGGAGGGCAAAUGUUCCAGCAUGUAGUCCUUACCUCAUUCGGAAUGCACAUCCCAUUGUUGGAUGUCUCCAGUGUCAGACACAGAAUGGAACAUCGGUUGCUCCCCAUGGAAGUUCCUUUUGUUUUGGCACGUACAGGCCUCGUCCCUAAGCUUAGCGCUCCUUGUAACACUUUCACAAAGCCAGCAAUUCCUUCACCCUUGUUACUCGGGCUCCUACACUCCUACUCCCCUUCUGUAUUUAUACUCUUCUAGAUACAUUUUGUCUCACGUUUGGCUCCAGGACAGAAUUGAGGGAUGACUCCCCUCCAGGACUGCACUUUGUGAAGAAAACAAGGUAACGGCAGUCCCUUCAUUCCUGAGCAAAUGCAGACGUACUAAUCCAUUGUUUAGUAACUCCAUACACCAAACCGAACAAACCUUCGUAGUGAUUAAUCAGCGUCCAAUUUCCCAUCAGCCAUGCCAUCAGACUUUCUUCCAGUUUCAUCCAUUCUUAACGGCUAUUUUUUGUGCCAUGGAUCAGCAUAAUCUUCCUAGCCAAACAUUGCAUGGAGUCACAUGUAAAAAGCUAAAAUCCCACCAGCCAGUUGCUUGAGGAAUAGAAUGGGAGACUGGAUUCCCCCCCCCCAUGUUCCCCCUUCCCCAGCAAACCAAUUAGGCUGGGUUUUUACUUUUGAAAAAAGGGCUCUGCCUGCGAUGUAUUGGAUCAGAAUCGGUGUUAUUUGUACCCACAGGACAGUUCCCUGUCUUCUCUUUAUGCCAAUUAUAUGCAACUGAAAUUUGUAAUUUCAUUCCCUGUUCUUUUAAAGGCUUCUUCUGCAUGGUUUCCCCCCUCUUUCUCCAGCCAUUAUGUCUUCAUUUCUGUGUGUGGCUGUUUGCUUAUUUACUUACUUAAUUUAUACCCUAUAUUGAAAUGCACGAGGGCAGCUAACAAAAUUAAAACGGCAAAAAGCAAUUACGUGAGAGCUUUACACUGCUGCAAAGACUGUAGCCUGCUAGGUCAAUGAACUUAUCUGUCUGGUCUGUGAUGUGCUUUAUCCCCAUGGUGAUCCCCAAGGAGGAUACUGGUAUGUCAGAAACAAAUCCACAUUGGAUGUUUUGCCCCAUCUCUGGAACUUCCAGUCAACAAAGCCAGGCAUGUCUGGAGAAAUACUCCCUUUAUGCCACACACCCCUCCCUCACAGGCGUUUUGGAUGUCACAAUGACUUUCAGAUGCAGUCUGCUGGAAGGUUCAGGAGACAGCUGACAAACAUGCUAGGUAUCAAGGUGGGUCUUCGGUGAAUUUAUUUCCAGCUCCUCAUAUCAUUUUCUUUUUGAAAUAGCAUCAUCAAGAGCUGCACAUGACUUUUUCUGUCUGUUAUAAGGAUCUGUGCACCCUUAGGAUAUGCCCACGGAAGAGAUAAACUUCCCAAACAAGGGCUAAAAUAAUAAUAACAGCAAGAAUUGAUAGAUAACCUAAGCAUCUAUUUAAAGACAAAAAAGCCCCUCAGCCAUUCAUCCUUGUGUGAAGGUAGAGGUUGUCUGUUGCUUUGUAAUAAGAGAAUGAGCUCCAUAGGGUUAUGGAUUUCCAUUUGCUAUUAGUCCUUUGAGCUGAACUUUUAAAUGAAAGAAAAUAGGAACUAAUCCAAUAAGCAAUUUUUUUUUAAAUUAGUGAAAUAUUGGAAUAUUUUAGGUCUCAUUUGAGAUCAAUUUAUUCUUCCAUAUUUGACACCUUCAGCUUACGUCCCAAAUUGAGAAGUACAAAGCACGUAGUGAGACCUGCAGUGCAAGCAACAUCUUCUAUAAGAAGAGGAUAGAAGAACUAGGCCAGAAACUGCAGGAGCAGAAUGAACUCAUCACCACGCAGAAGCAGCAGGUCUGUUCAUAUAAUAUUGUUACGUAUCGAAAACCCCAAAGCAGAGUGGAACAUUCCUCUUUGAAACAAAACAAAACAAACCCUUGAAAAAUACAGAUCAAUUUUCAGCUGCUGUACCAUAUUUUACCAACCCAUACUAUAAUGGGUAUGGGGUUGCUCGUGUGUAAGUUGCCGCCUCUCCUGGCUAUGUUGCCUUGUUAAACCUUUCUGUCUGGACAGCCCUUCAAUUCGUGGCUGCCUCAGUCGCUAGCAGAAUCCAUCAGUGGGCGUUUCUUAAACCUCUUCCAACAUAAAGGUUGUUUGACGCCCAGUCUCCUCCUACUCUCCCUGCGUGCAAGUCUUCUGCGCAGGGAGGGCGUGGGUAGCGGAGGACCCGUGCUCUCCCCGCUGGUGUCCAGUGAAGAGUCCUGGAGCCCUCUCGCCGAUUCCCCCAUCUGCCCCCCUUUAUCCCUGGUGUAACGUUGAUUUGCUUUCCCCUCUGCUGAACUGCCUCUCUCCCUGCUUGGCCCUUCUCCAGCAUCAUUUGAGAGCCUUCCCUCCGCCUCAGGCUCUGAUGUCAGUUCCCUGACACAUACAUUUCAAAUUGUGUUCUUACAAACCAUGAUCCUGAUUUCUGCAGGGCUUAGGGCUGUUAGAGAAUGACUUCCCCCAAUUUGCAGCCCCAUUCACAGGGGGAAAAUGGGGGGAGUGAGGGUUAUUUUUCCAAUUUGGUAAGGGAGGGGUGGGUUGAAAAUUCCUGAAGGGAAACCUGUGCUGUGCUUUUGUUUUGCAAAAAGACUCCUUCCUAUUGCCCCUCUCUCCCUUCCUUGUCCGGGGAAGUGAUAUCCUGGUGAGUUUAUUCACCACCUUGCUCUAAGGAUGCCACGCAGAACUGUCAUUGGAGCAAGCAGCCAACACUCCUGCCUGGCCAGCCAACUAGCUAGUGCGUCACUUCCUGCCCCCAGGACAAGGAGGGGGGAAUAGGAAGGAGCUACUUUGUCAAGGUUAAAAAAGAGGAGGGGGGAAAUCCCCUCUCUCCCAUUCAGUAGAUCAAGUCAGUUGGUCAAACUGGGAAACAGUUUGAGUAUUAGAGACGGAUUCUAUAGCAUUGGCUGUAACAGACAUUAAACUGGCACAGAAAUAGCAUCCAGUGGCAUUGUAUUGAUGGGAUGUUCAGAGCACUUAAAGCAACCUCGCUCCUACGAUCAAGCAAGGUUUGAUCAUGUUAGGGUUCACAUUAAAGGGUAAAGGGACCCCUGACCGUUAGGUCCAGUCGUGACCGACUCUGGGGUUGCGGCGCUCAUCUCGCUUUAUUGGCGAAGGGAGCCAGCAUACAGCUUCCGGGUCAUGUGGCCAGCAUGACUAAGCUGCUUCUGGCGAACCAGAGCAGCGCACGGAAACGCCGUUUACCUUCCCGCCGGAGUGGUACCUAUUUAUCUACUUGCACUUUGACGUGCUUUCGAACUGCUAGGUUGGCAGGAGCAGGGACCGAGCAACGGGAGCUCACCCCGUUGCGGAGAUUCAAACCGCCGACCUUCUGAUCGGCAAGUCCUAGGCUCUGUGGUUUAACCCACAGCGCCACCCGUGUCCCAGGGUUCACAUUAGGCUGGAACAAAGGUCCCUCUCCCUCUUUCCAGCCCCUGAGCCACUCCAGCAGUCGUUACCGGAGCUCUGGCUGGGGCUGGCUUCAGAUGUUUGAAUCAUGCUGCUGCCUCUUUGUGGGUGGGGAGGGUGCAGCUGGGCUAGUUGUCCAGCCAUCAGGGGCUCUUAGGUCAGGGGACAAAACAAUUCCACCCUGUCCUAUAAGGCCUGCACAUGCCCACCUCACGUCACAACAGCAGGGAUUUAGCUGGUACCACCCCACAAAUGAUAAUAGUCGUCUCCUUUCUAAAUCUGCACCUACGCUUGACUCUCUCUGAAUUUCAGAUAGAGAAACUGGCUACAAAAAAAUCAGUGGAAAGCGUCAAGUCAUCUGAUGGUAAGUGGCAACAAGAAGAACUUUAAAAUUCCUUUGUUUUUAUCUGCUUUUUAAUCAUUGCUCUCUUAAUAAAUGGUUCCAAAGUAUAUAAUUCAACAAGUCAUCUUUUUUUCUAAUUGCUUUGAGAAAGUCUGUUGAGAAGUACAAGAAUCUCAAGCCUGUAUUUCUUUUCUUUCCCAGUGAAAACGUCAACACAGAAUGUUGUUCAGCCCAAAUCGAGUGUAUCGUCCAUGCGUGGUAAGUUUUUGUAAUAGAUACGCACAUUAUUACUGAUCUUCCAGGAUGACAGCAAGUAACAGCUAAAUUUAAUUAACACAGCAAGAUUUUUUUUAAUUGAGAGGUCUUGAAAAGAUCGCUGUCAUGGUUCACAGUGGUAAAUAUAACACAUAGGCAUUUUCUUCCAGUGCAAUACUUCUUUCUAUUUCUAGACAAAACUGAAGCUUUUUACUUGGAAUGUGAAAUUCCAUUGUAGUGGAAUUGACUUAUUAGUUAACUGAUUUUGUUACCAAAUGACCUCCGCAUCUAAAUUUAAGGCACCUAAGAAUAGGUGCCCGAGGCAUCAAUUUACCUAAUAGUUGAGCUGACCUUGAAUAAGCCAUAAUAAUUGGAUUGUAAAAUAGCAAACAACCUCAUUACAUUUUGUUUUAUUUCAAGUGGUCUCUUAAUUUUAAAAAAGCAUCACCGUGAGGCUUUCAAUUAAAAAAAAACAUUGGCUGGAAAGCCCGUUCACAAUAAUUAUUUUAUGAAGACUUUGCACCAUGAAUGCUACUCUAGUGUUUUAUGCUUUGAUGUUUUAAUCUAUAUUUUAAAUUUUGUACAUAGCUUUAGUUUUUUGUAAGCCACUUUGAGACCCAGAUGUGGCGAUAUGCAGGCUGUAAUAAUAGUAAAAAUAUUCAUUAUAUGGCAACUGCACUUUUCAUUUCACAUUUGGGUUGUUUGAAUGGUCACUAUGUCUCCAAUCUCGCAGAUAUAUUUAUGAUCACAAGGGCUGUGUUUGGACUUAAUACUGGCCAAAAACCUUAGUUAAGCAAAGUAGUCUGUGCACAAGCUGUGUGUUGGUACACAUAAAAAUAAUUUUAUUAUUUAUACCCUGCCCAUCUGUCUGGGUUUCCCCAGCCACUCUGGGUGGCUUACAGCAUAUAUAAAAACAUAGUAAAACAUCAAACAUUAAAAACUUCCCAAUAAAGGGCUACCUUCAGAUGUCUUCUAAAAGUUAUGUAGUUCUUUAUUUCCUUGACAUCUGAAGGGAGGGCAUUCAAGAGGGAGGAGGCCACUACCGAGAAGGCCCUUGUUCUGGUUCCCUGUAACUUCGCUUCUCGCAGUGAGGGAACCAGCAGAAAACCCUCGGAGGAGGACCUCAGUGUCCAGGCUGAACGAUGGGGAUGGAGACACUCCUUCAGAUAUAGCUCAUGCACUCCCCGCUCUCCUCCUUUCAUGAGGUGAGGAAACAAACCAGCAUGCCAUAGAGUGGCUGGCUUAGCAUAGCACCCAAACCAGUUCUCAUGAGUACCACAAUUAGGAAGCCAAGAGCAAACCCUGGAUUCUAGAUCAUGGAUCUCCAAAACAAACCACAACCACAGUUUCAGAUGUAAUACUAAGCUAGACAUUCCAUGAUGUGUUACCCUGGAAAGGAGGGGUUAACUCUGGUUUUGGUCAGCAUUAUGCCUGAAGACAGGUAUAGAUUUAAUAUCUUCCAGUGGCAUCAAUCUUAGCACAUUAUAGCUCAUAGUUCAACUAAUUGGGCUUGGAAAGGUAAAAAAAUGGAAGGAACAUUCUUCACAGUUUUAUCAUUCAUUGUUUUAUCAGGUCCAUUUCCUCCACUUUGGACAGGCACCAGAGUGAUUGUCUCCAUUAAAUUUAAAUCCAUACCUGUAAUUUCAGAUACUCUUCCGACUAUACUAAGAAUAAUAAGCCUUUUUCAGUUUUCGAAACAACUUGGGUAUUCAUUUGGGAUGAUUUUGCUGGUGAUUGUCUAUUUUAUUUAUCUCUGCAGGUCUUUUCUGUCUCUCUUUUUAUCUCUUCCUACCUUGUUCCACCCCCUGCCUUUUUAAAAUUAAUUUCAAAAUUAUGCCUUAAAGCAGAAACACUACUUUUCCUACUUUCUAGCAAACAAGACCAUGAUUAGUAGAGCUGCAUUGUGUUUUCAUUCAAAUGAAACAGCUAAAAUAGGCAGUGUCAUCUUCAUGAGUGAGUAAAUUUAAUAUAGUAUCCCAGUUUUUCUUUCUUUUGUAAAAUAGAAGUUUCCAUCUGAUAUUCAUUUCUGCUUUUUGGAGAAACAAGCUUAGAUUAAAGCAUCAUCACUGAUCCUUUUUUGUCUUCCGUGGAAUUAAAUGAAACAGAUCCAUUUCAGUACUUAAUUUAUUUAGAUUUCUAGCUCAUUCUAAAAUAAGGGCUUAGGGAAGUAACUGCACUAAAAAGAACUAUGACAAAAGCUGACAAAUAAAAAUGGUUUUAAAUAAAAAAUGCCUUAAACCAGCCUAAACUGAAACAAACACAUAAUCUUGGAUGUAUUAAAUUUGUCAAAAACUGGAUUUUGUCGCUUGCUGGGAGAUGUCAAAAGUUCAGUCAUGUCGUGUCAAAAGUUCAGUUUAAAUCAACAGGACUUGGGUUACAAUUCUAUAUCCACUUACCUGAGGGUAAACACCACUACAUUCAGUGGAACCACUAAAUUCAGUAGACAUUAUUAGAUUGUAUUGUUAGAGCAAAACUCGACAUGGCGUGAGAGCUCUGUGAAGGGAUUCCCUAUUGCCUCUUCCCCACUCCUGCACAAACAAUCUACAGCAGUGGUUCUCAACCUGUGGGUCCCCAGAUGUUGUUGGACUACAAUUCCCAUCAUCCCUGAGCUCUGGCCUUGCUAGCUAGGAGUGAUGGGAGUUGUAGUUCAACAACAUCUGGGGACCCACAGGUUGAGAAAGGCUGAUCUGCAGGGUAUGUGGCUGCAUCUGGGGGAAGGUUUGCUUAGUUAACCUUUUCUUUCCAAGCCAUUUCCUUAAUAGAUAUUAUGUCCUGAUGCUUCCGCCAGGAAAAUGACACAGGGUGAAAGAGUUAAGCCCACUGCCUGAUCCUCUCCCUGCCUGGGUUGAGAACCCCCAAGCUUCUUGGGGAUCAUUCACAGGUGACUCAUGACAACCAUGGGGCUGCCCGCCCCCCAUCCUGUGAUGGGUCACACACUUGUCAUGGUCAGAUCACUUCCUGGUGAAGGUGUGCCUCUGCAUGCUUCCCCCUCCUUCCCUCUGAAACCUCUGGUUCAGGAGUUGCCUUCCAUGCAUGGUGAGCAGGGAAGAAGCCCAGGAGCCUAAGACCUAGCAUCUAUCUCACUACACAUGGAGGUAAGAGGGGAAAGUCCCAGGUACGGCCAGAGGCUUACUUUUGUUCUAAUGCUAAAGACCUACAACCACUCCGCUUGCAGGUAAAGCUGAGAAACAACUGCAGCUUAAUGUGAUGGAAAAUAUUUCACUUCCUCCAUGCAAAUUGCUACAGAGAACAGCAUUCGCUACCUUAAACACAUCCCUACAAUUUGAAUAAGCUUCUAUCACAAGUAAUGACAUUUUUACUGGGCUCUGAAAUUAGUGGCUCAGAAGAACAAAUAAAACAAAUGCGGCACCUCCAUAUAAUCUUCUGCAUAAUUUUCACCCUUUGGACCUUUAUCUUGACCUGCUUCUGUCUGUCUGUCUGUCUUUUUGCUAUUCCUCUGUUUCCUGAUUAUUAGAACAGGCCCAUUUGGUGCAUAUCCUGGAGCCCAUAGAGGAGCUUCCAGAGGAUGGAGAAGGUAAUGGAAGGGCCGAUCAAAUCAUCUGUGGCCUAACGUGGGAAAUGUUUACUAGGAAUACUAAUGUACAUGUUUAUAUGUUUCCCAGAGUAUCAAUCACGUAGGCAUGUUUUCAUACUGCAUGGUAAAUUACAUUUUCAAGCCCUACGCAGAGCUAGGCACCGCAAUAUUUCCGCCAUCACCUUCCUGAAAGUAGAUUGCUCCUCCUCCUUUCCACUAAUUCCCAUCACCCACUUCCCCGAAAAGCCAGUUCCAGUCCUUCCCAUGCUUCUGGGCAGCUCUGACUGUGCCACUGUUUCAGUUUCCAUAUAGUGUGAGAACAAAAUGUGAGCCUGCUUGUUACAGCUGUUUCUGAGCAAUAGGAGUUUCAUUUUAGGCUCUUCCUCCUAGCAGAAAAUUCAUACCCAAACGCAAUUGUCAUCUUCCUGUACCUCUUCACUUUCUUGCUGGGGUGGCCAACGUGGACCCCAGCUCCCAUCAUUCCUGACCAUUGACCAUGAUGGCAGGGACUGAUAGGAGUUGUAGUCUAGCAGCAUUUGGCGGGCACCAUAUUGACUGCCCCCGUUCCUACGGUACUUCCUUGCCUAUGUUGGCAAUUGUUUCAGGAGGAGAAGGGUUGGCAGGCAGGACUUGUGAUCACAGAUCCCUGGAACAUAAUAAAUUGCUAUUAUUCUCUUGUUACUGUUACUACAGUAGCUCUUUCCGGCAGAUAAAGCGUUUUCUUCUUAUCCUUUAUCCUUGCAUAAACCAGUGAGAUGAGAGUGCCCAGUGUUUUUGAUGGCCAAGCAAAGAUUUGAACUUUGAUUUUCCACAGUCAAGCUAUAGUAAUAGUAACUAUUAUUAUUAUUAUUUUUCUUAUUACCCCACCCCACUCUAUCCAGUUCUAUCCAAAUUAAAAAGCCAGAUUAAUCGGGCAGAAUUAAAAAUAGCCUUAUGAUAUGCCUAUGCUUAUGCAUAUAAUAUAUUUCAAGAAGGGUUUUAAGUAUUGUUCUGUGGUGUUGUGUUUUAGAUGUUUAUGUGGUAAUCGACUCUGGAAUGCUAUGGGAUGAUGGGCGGUUUAAAAAUGAAAUAAUAAUAGGUUUCUAACUUUUUAAUGUAGUUUUUUGAAGGCAGUUCUUCUCUUUUGCCUCUUAAAUUGUUGUGGGCUUAGCAUAUAUUGAUACUACAGUAUCGUUGUAAAGAGAACUAUCUGUUCUGUUUCAGAAACAGAGAAACAUGAGCCCAAAGCAGGGAGGAAUAAGCACCAUAAAGCACAUUCUUUGAAGAGCACUCCUUCAGUACCAAGAGAGCUGAGAUCUGUUUUGGAGCAGACCCUAGCAGAGAAACUGGAAUCCUUGGGAAUUAAAUCAGUAAGGCCACUUUAUAGUAUUUAGGUGAUCGGAAGAUACUUCUCUCCCUUUUACUUCCUUAACUUCCUCUUUCAGUCAACCUGGGACAAUCAGCAAUUCAAAAUCACUGAGGGCACCCGUGUUCUUCUUGUGCUUUUUCUUAGACUUUAGUGUAAGAUUGCAACACCUGCAGUAAUGUGUUUGUUCUCACGUGUUUGCAGUCUCACACUACUGUUGGUUACACUUAUUAUUAUUACAGUGGUGCCUCGCAAGACGAAAUUAAUCCGUUCCGCGAGUGUCUUCGUCUAGCGGUUUUUUCGUCUUGCGAAGCAACCCUAUUAGCGGAUUAGCGGAUUAGCGCUAUUAGCGGUUUAGCGGCUAUUAAAGGCUUAGCAGCUUAGCGGCUUAGCUGCUAAAAGGCUAUUAAAGGCUUAGCGGCUUAGAAAAAGGGGGGGGAAAGCGAAAAAAAAUUCUCAAGACUCGCAAGACAUUUUCGUCUUGCAAAGCAAGCCCAUAGGGAAAUUCGUCCUGCGAAGCGCAUUGAAAACGGAAAACCCUUUCGUCUAGCGGGUUUUCCGUCUUGCAAGGCAUUCGUCUUGCGGGGCACCACUGUAUUAUUAUGUGCAGUCUCACACUACUGUUGGUUUUACUUACCCUCAAAGCAAAAUUUAUGCCUGUAUCUUGUUGAUCAACACACUCCCAUAUUUUUUCAUUUACGUCCACCAAGAGACAGGGAAGGGAGAAAACACGGGCGCAAACGUUUAAGUUCUACGAAUUUCAGCUGAAUUGUCACCUGUCACAACAAGCCACAAACCAUGACCUAUGAGCAUGGCUGAAUUGCACCUGCUUUGGUCCUCCCUGCUAAUGCAUAGAGAAAACAAAUCACGAUCCUCGGAUUUGCAUGCUGUCUGAACCAGGGAUCAUGGUGUGAGAGGUGAGUGCUGCCAAAGCCAGCAUAGAUAAAACUCCAGGCUCGCCGCCAGUUGUUGUCUUUUAGAUUUAUUUACAAAGUUCAAAAAGGUUUCCAGAGCUUCAAAGCAUGUCCAUCUCUGUCUGAUUAGAUGCCUCGAAUGGCUUUUUUUCCUUACUUCCCCUUCCCCAGCAGGCAGAAACCCCGCCUCCUAUCUCCUCUGUUCAAAGGAUAGCUAGUUCUGGGCUGAGCAUCCCCCCUCCCUGCCUCUUCUUCGCUGUCAGAAGAGAGGCUGCUAAUUAGCUCCUUCGGCUCUCUAUAAGUGCUCCUCUCCCCCCUUGGGUCUUUUGCCGUGUGCAUUUCCCUGACACAUGGUUUGCUUUGCUUAAACAGAACUCUCAGUAAGCUAAGAACAAAUGUUGUCUUAUUGUGGUUUGUUUGGAGUAGACACAAUGCAAAUCCCUGGUUUGGAAGUACUGCUAAGCCGGGGAUCAUGGUUUGUUUCCCUCCUGACAUGACCUGGGAGGACUGAAGCCAGCACAGUUCCCUCACGCAUGGCUGGUCAUAGUUUAUGGCUUACCACAAUGUAUGAACAUAGCCAGCAACUCAUUAAAGUGCUUAACUUGGGUUGAAUUAUGCAUAGUAAGUAACAUUCAGUUUAAAUCUUCAGUAAUGAAGUAGUAAUUAGAAGGAUAAAAUCUGUUUAGUUUGUAAAGAGAAUUUCACAUACUGAGAGUGAUAGUUUAUGGGGGGAAAUCCUCAUCAUUCCAAAGAAAUAAAAAGAGGGAAGUAAGAUGACUAUUAUUAUUAUUAUUAUUAUUAUUAUUAUUAUUAUAAAAAUGCUAUUUCUUUCUGCUGGAGAAAACAUACCAAGUUUAAAGUUUUUCAGAUGGACUCUGAAGACAAAAUUUCCCAUAAAUCUCAUUUGUUCACUGGAUUCAAAACUGGGCUUUUUAUUUUUAGGGAGAAGUGUGAUUAUAAUAUCUAGAAUCACCGUCUCAUUUAAACGAAGCUUGUAUUUCUUAAAACACAAAUACAGAGUCAGAGUUUGAAUAAUACAGACAUUAGGAAGAUGACACCAUACUUUUACGAAAAGAAAUGCUUCUUAAAUAGUGCCACCAAAAACCACAUAGGGUGAAGAUGUCAGUGCCAUUGAAUAAAAAAAGGUAAAAGCCUACACCAGAAGUAGAGAACCUUCUUUCUGUCAAGGACCAUAUUACCUUGGGGUUAAUCUGCCAGGGGCUGGAAUGGGUUGGUCUCUUUGGUAGAAAGGGAGCUGUCCAUGGAGGCGCAGGUCAAUUCUGUGUCCAGGGCAGCUGUUUAUCAGCUCCACCUGGUACGCAGGCCGAGACCCUACCUGCCCGCAGACUGUCUUGCCGGAGUGGUGCAUGCUCUAAUUAUCUCUCGCUUGGACUACUGCAAUGCGCUCUAUGUGGGGCUGCCUUUGAAGGUGACUUGGAAACUACAACUAAUCCAGAAUGUGUCAGCUAGACUGGUGACUGGGAGCGGCCGCCGAGACCAUAUAACACCGAUCUUGAAAGACCUGCACUGGCUCCCAAUACGUUUCCGAGCACAACUCAAAGUGUUGGUGCUGACCUUUAAAGCCCUAAACGGCCUCGGUCCAGUAUACCUGAAGGAGCAUCUCCACCUCCAUCGUUCUGCCCGGACGCUGAGGUCCAGCGCUGAGGGCCUUCUGGCGGUUCCCUCGCUGCGAGAAGCCAAGUUACAGGGAACCAGGCAGAGGGCCUUCUCGGUAGUGGCACCCACCCUGUGGAACGCCCUCUCACCAAUAUCAAAGAGAAAAACAACUACCAGACUUUUAGAAUCCAUCUGAAGGCAGCCCUGUUUAGGGAAGCUUGUAAUGUUUAAUAGACUAUUGUAUUUUAAUAUUAUGUUGGAAGCCGCCCAGAGUGGCUGGGGAAACCCAGCCAGAUGGGUGGGGUAUAAAUAAUAAAUUAUUAUUAUUAUUGUUGUUGUUGUUGUUGUUGUUGUUGUUGUUGUUGUUGUUGUUGUUAUUUUAUUUAAAAUAAAUAGUAGGCAGGGCCACCCGUUCUCUUUUUCUGUCUGUCUCUCUUUGUUACACAUUUGCUACAGCAUCACCUUGUAGGGUCCACACAAAAGCAACAUCCUUCCCAAGGAUAAUUUGUAUGAUUUUCAAAACCGCGUUUCUGGAAAAGGGAAGCAGUAUUGCUUUUUUUAAAAGCAGAAAGUGAUUUGCAUUUUAUUUCCUGCAUAUCAGAAUGAAACUUUUCAUCUUUCGCAGGGAGUUCAUGGUAUCCCAAGUGAUCAUUUGAACAGGGUCUUAAUGUCUGUGGAAUCUGCUAGAGAAGAAAGGAAGAAACAGAUCCCCGACAUUCAUCUUAUUCGGGAGCAACUCCAGCAGCAAGUCAACUUCAGGGUUAUGUCUUGCAGCAGACUUUAUUCCAGUUCUUACCUUUCUCCAGAAGGUGUGCUAACUUCCCACCCCUCUCCCUGCCCCAACCCACCCCCACUGCUUUCAGGUGUCUGGAGGUCAAACCACCAUGUUACUUAUAACUCGAGACAACAUAAACGUGGGCCUGCUUUCAUGUGCAGUGUGUUAAAGGUUUUGUUAACAAGUUAAUGUUCAAAAGCAGAUCAGCUGUUUGUCUUUGGACCCAUUAAUUAAUCGGUGAGCCAUUUACAUUUUGGUACCAGCGUUGUUUGAGGGCAGUGGAUGAGGGCAACAUUUGGACUAGAAAACUGGUCCCUAGCUCAUGUGGAAUCUGAAGUACCGUAUUUUUCGCUCUAUAAGACGCACCAGACCACAAGACGCACCUAGUUUUUGGAGGAGAAAAACAAGAAAAAAAAAUCUGAAUCUCAGAAGCCAGAACAGCAAGAGGGAUCGCUGCGCAAUGAAAGCAGCAAUCCCUCUUGCUGUUCUGGCUUCUGGGAUAGCUGCGCAGCCUGCAUUCGCUCCAUAAGACGCACACACAUUUCCCCUUACUUUUUAGGAGGGAAAAAGUGAGUCUUAUAGAGCAAAAAAUACGGUAAUUUUUUAAUGAAAUGAUUUUAAAAUGUUGUCUUAUUUUAUUGUUGUUAGCCGCCCUGAGCCCGGCUUCGGCUGGGGAGGGCGGGAUAUAAAUAAAUUAUUAUUAUUAUUAUUAUUAUUAUCAUCAUCAUCAAAGAGGAGCAGGUAUGAGCUUCCUCAGAAUCUGCCUGAGCCUCCUUAAGCAAGUCAUCACCACAGUUUUACGGCCCCAGUGUUGAACACAUUCUCUGAUACAAGAUGUCUGUGUGAACUGCAAUCGAUAAUCCUUUCACAGAUUUAUUUAAACUAUUGUUAAAAACUCCCAACUUACUUGUUUAAGGACUACAUGUUAUUUAAUUAGCAGUUUAUACAUUCUUGACCAAAGCUACUGUACAAUGUAUAACUACUUAUUCAUAAAAAAGUGGAAAUCCCGUUACCUGAGGUAUUGACCAAUCGGAUAUUACGUUCCCUUAGCACAUUUUGCAACAUGCUUCUAGCCUUAGGGGCCAGAGGGCACUUUUCUGGCUCAAGAUGUAUAGCUAAUGCCUCUUUUGUGAAACCUGUGCCCAAUAUAGAGAAACAUUACUAACAUUUCUUGUGAGCACAGCUUUCCCCCGCAUUCUCUGUUAUUCAUUAGAGCAUUUUUACCCCAUCUUUCCUUUGUUGUUGUUGUUGUUGUGUUUAAAAAAUGUGCACUCAAGGAGGCUUGCGGUGUAAAAAUUGAAAAAACAGUAGCAAAAAACCAAACCUGAAAUGCAAAAUAAACAGGGACAGCUAGGUGACUUUCUAAAAAUUCAAAGGAACUCAGAGCACAGAAACAGCCAAAUGUCUUCUGAAAUGAAAAUGUAUUCCUGAGAUGAUGAAGAAUAAUCAAAGAGGAAGCCAGGCAAGCUUCCUUACUUGGGCAGGUCUAUUAGACACAAUUCAGCUGGCAAAGUAGAAACUGAAAAUGUGUCUGUCUUUCUUGUUUCUUUUGACAUUGUUCCUUGGGGUAUAUCUUUAUUGUUGUUGUUGAUUGAAUUUAUAUACCGCCCUAUACCCGGAGUUCUCAGGGCGGUUCACAGAAUAAAAUCAAAAUAUAAAACCACAAAAUACAUAAUCAAAAUAAAAACAACAAUGCAAUAACCCCCCACCUCCCAAAAAACACAUUUUUAAAAAGGGCAUAGGAUCCUCACAACAUUUAAAGUAAGAUAAUUAAACCUGGAAAGGAGCCACUCAUUGGAAAGACCAUGAUCUCAGAAAUGUCUGUGGCAAUAUUUAUUGGCAACCAAAUUGGCCAGGCGCCUUUCUGAUACAAAGACAAAAAUAAGAGUGUGGGGAAUUAGCUUUGGUUGUUGGGCAGAUGUAAUACUAUUGCUUCAUCUUCUGUAAGGGAAAGGCCUGUAUCUAAUGUUGCAAACAAGUCCUCUUUGCUGAGUUUCAUCUUCUUUCUUCUUGGUACUGUUUCUACCACUGAUGCGCUUCCACCAGAACAUUGUUUUGAGUAUUUAUAAUCUGUGUUUCAUUGCAGCUAAGAACAGGGUAGCUCAUUUGGGAGGUUCGCUGUCAACUGUGUUGCCCAAAGCAGCAAAACGUCCAUCUGUUGCCAAACGCCCAACCGUACAAAGACCAGUCGCUGCUGAAAACACCCCGGCACCAAAGUAAGAGGAACUGUUCAGUAAAGUUUUGUUUGGGGUUGUCCGUAUUAUUGGAAGCAGCCUUGUGGAGCACCUGAAGAUGUCUGUAUUAUUCAUCCGCUGGGAGAGAUGUACUGGCUGCUGAUUGGCUGCAGCUCCGUAUUGAAAGCCUUGUUACUAACACAGAAAGCCCUGAGCAACUUGGGAUCAGGUUACCUGAAAGGCCCCUGACCCUGGAUAGACAUUUAAAAUUUCUUAGAUCAGGGUUUGCCAAACUUGGGUCUCCAGCUGUUUUUGGACUGCAUCAUCCCUGACCACUGGCCCUGCUAGCUAGGGAUGAUAGGAGUUGUAGUCCAAAAACAGCUGGAGACCCAAGUUUGGCAAACCCUGGCUUAGAUCAUCUGGGGAAAUUCUACCCACGGCUCCAUUUCCUAUAGAAUAUUACAGAGCAUGUCAAUUUUUUGCCAUUGCCCCUGUUCUGUGGAAUGCCCUUCCCUCUGCCAUACAUGACACAUUGUCUAUUAGUUGCUCUCUGCAUCUUUAGAAGGUGUAUGGUUUCCCCUAGGCUUUCCCAGGUCCCCAAGGUUGGAUCCUGUUAUUUCUGAGUUCUCGAUUUUAUAAUAUUGUUUUUAUUAUGAUGUUGUGUUCUUUUGGAUCACAGGUUAGGGUUUUCCCAAACUUUUUCAAUGUUAAAAGUUUGUAAAUGCUUUUAAAUAAAAGAGAAAGAAAAAAGACAAGAAAUGAAAGAACGGAAAUAGGUGUAUUGAUUUAUUUCCUCUGGCCCCUCAAAAGUAUCUUUUAACAAGAUAGCGAAACCGUCAUCCUUCUGCAGGAAGGGGAGCAAUUAAAAAGCGUUUACUACAUUAUUCCUGCAUUGCAGGGGGUUGGACUAGACGACUCGGGGCCCCUUCCAAUUCGACGAUUCUAUGAUUUAAAUAUAUUUGUGACAUUCAUAAACCUCUUCUGAAAGGCAAUUGCCCAAAGCAGAAUACAGAAUCUGAGUACAGAGUACAGAAUCUGCAAUAUAGUAGAUAACAAAAGUUGUAAUUUUUGUUAUUGUUCCUUCCAGAACCAAGAAGAGCGCUUUGGGAGAUGAAAUCCCCAAAAAGCUGCAUAGUAUUACGUAAGUCUUCCGUUUGGUUUCUGUGCGCAAUAUUCUGAACUCGAUUUAAACAAUGCAAAGAAGAAAUGUCAAAUUGUAUACAUGCCACUUUACCUAAGGUUCAGGUUUGCCAGUUGCUUGAAAUGGUGAGGCAAAGAAUUGGGGAUGGACAAGUAAGCAAUAGAGGCAGAACAAAAGAACAGGAAGGGGAGAGGCAGAGUGGUGUGCAGGAUACCACCCCAAAUGGAAGUGCUGCUAGCACUCCUCUAAUCCCAUGGCCUUCAUCAGAAACUAUUCACAGAUUUCUACAACCAUGGUGGCUGGAAGUCUCUUUUUUUUAAAGGCAUGGUGAAUCAGAUUGUGUAGUAAAAUCCAAGACAGAUGUAUAGCUAUGCUUACUUUGCGCAUGCUUACUAUAGGUAUGGUCAGGGGUUCAAAUCCGCACAACGGGGCGAGCUCCCAUUGCUCUGUCCCAACUCCUGCUAACCUAGCAGUUUGAAAGCACACCAGCGCAAGUAGAUAAAUAGGUACCACUUCGGCAGGAAGGUAAGCAAUGUUUCCAUGAGCUCUGGUUUCCGUCACGGUGUUCCGUUGCGCCAGAAGCGGUUUAGUCAUACUGGCCACAUGACCCAGAAAGCUGUCUCUGAACAAACGCCGGGCUCCUUCGGCCUGAAAGCGAGAUGUGCACUGUAACCCCAGUCGCCUUUGACUGGACAUAACUGUCCAGGGGUCCUUUACCCCUUUACAUUUACAAUAGGCAAAUGCUCAGAGAACCACAGGUGUGUUCUACCUGCUUUUCAAACUGGAUAAAAUGGUUUGGCUGCGUAGAAUCCACCUUUAUCCGAAGGACCUAAAAUGGCUUUCCACACGUUCCUUACUGCGUAUGGGAUGUUUCUCAGCAAAGACUCCUUUCUUACUAGUUUCAAAACAUGGGGAGAGUUUAGGUUGAUGGAAAUCAACAUUCUGUAACCAGUUUUCUUGAGAAUGGUGGCAUUGUGGAUUAACUUACAUUGAAAAUGGUGGCCCGCCAUUUACCUUGUGGACAAGGAUCCUAAGAUUAUCUUAACCAGAGGUUUGUGACAUCCCUACCAUUUUCCUGUUGGAUGAAAGGAUUUAGAGAAGCUGGGCAAAGUGUGGCUAAGGCAGUACCGUGUUUGGCAACAGUUGGGUUAAAUCAAGGUCUUGCCGCAGCGAUGAUGAUAAUAAUGGAAGGUGCCUAACUCCACCAAUUUCCCUCCCCCUUAGAACCCCACCAUUUAGCUCAGAGGAAGAAGUAGAAGAGAAUGACAUCAUGCAGUCCUAUAUCUCACCAGAAUUGUCUCAGCCUCAGGCAUCCAAGAGCAACAUCAAAAGCAGCUUGUCAAGAUUUGCAAGCCAGAGUGAUGUGAACUCCAUGGAAGAAGAGGAGGAGGAAGAAGAGGAAGAAGAAGAAUUCAAAACAAGCCUUAAACCUUCGAAAAGUAGGGAAGCUAAUUUUGUAGACCACCUUAAGGAGAGGAGCACACCUAUGGGGAGAUGCUCCACUCAUGUUCACACCAGGAUCUGUGUUCACCCCAUGGUCUCCUUUAGUAUGGCUUUCUAUCCUGUGCUCAGGAUUGUGCUGAACAGCUGAUAAUCAUACUGGCCAUUAACCAGUGGGAUUAAUUAAAAAGAAGUACGUAGAGCAAACGGUGAAAAGGAAAUCAUCCUUUGACACACUACUAAAUGUUAAAGUCUGAGGGGUUGUAGCAGGAGAACAGGGUUCUUGGGCAAUUCGCACUGCACAGCUGCUGCCUAGACUAAUAUCAUUGAUUUACGAGUAACUUCCAAGUUGUAAUCAGCACAGUAGCUGAAGACUCACGGGGCAGUCUACCAAUCUCGUGUAAGUUUUUUUGGGAGUGUGGGAGUGAGGGGAGAUGGCAUAGCAGCCAUCAUUAAUUUGGGUUUAUUUUAUUUUUUAAUAAAACUAAAAUGUGUUGGAAGAUUUGUGCUUCCCUGGACCAUUUUGUUGGGGAAAAGUAAGGGGACGUUUUUAUCCCACUAUAUUAAAAUUGGCUAGAACAACAACAACAGAGCACCUCAGUGGCAGAAAUCAAUCAAUUUAUUGGGAUAUUUUUGUCUUGGACUCUUGAUUGUUUUCAAAACAAAAACCUACAACGCUGGGUUACUUUUUGCUAGAGGAAAUAUUUACCCUAACAUGUUACACUGGCACCCCAAAUGAGAUAAAUAAGCACCCCAAAUGUAAAAUUCAGUUGGUUUUCUUUGGAUUAUUUGUGUACUGUAAAUAGCAAGUGACUGAAUUUUUUUUAUUACUAUGCAGGCAAAUUUUUUAUUACUACGCAAGCAAAGAUGUCUUAUAAUUAUUGCAUUAUAGGUCUACCUCUAUGUUGAUUCUGCAAGGAAAAGUGUACUGGGAGUGUAAUUUUACACCCAAAAGUCUGGGUUAGAAUUAAGCAUUUCAGUUAUAAGUUGCCCAUAUCCUGUUUUUUUGAUUGUGUAGGCGCAUUUAUCCAAAGAGGGACUGUGCAAAUCGAAAAGCUUCCUCCGAGCCAAGGGAAGGAAAAUGAAUCUGCUGAAGUAAUUAAUGUUGGCCCCGUAUCUAUUCAAAAGUGUGCCCAAGGAGUAAAGGUAUUAGAUUUUAUUUGAAAAGGACCUAUAUACAUUGAGAUUUUAUUAUUUCUAUUUUCUUAUAAUUGAAGGGAUAAUUCACUGGUGUAAGAAUUUCCUUUGCAAAUCACUUUGUAGUUGCUGAUAAAGAUAUUUGUGGUUGGUAUUCAGUAUGAUGAUCUUCUGACUUUUAAAUGCAGUUCAGGGAUUUAUUUCUUUUCAGUGUAAGUAAAACUUACACUGUAAGUACAAGUCAUUCCCCCUGGAUUUUUAAAACCUGUAUCCAUGCAAAAAAAAAAAAAAAGGUCCAGGGAGCUACUGCAAAAGCAGCAGUCAGAGCACGACAAGUAAAACAGAGUAUUGCAGCUUUGCCCACCUGCCAGGUAAAAGCUAUUUCACCCCCUAACUGCACCACCUCCUCCUUUGCUUCCAAGCGGGUUGCAACCUUUGAAAGCCUUUAGUAGUCUAAGCCCAGCAUAGAAUCUGUGAGAGCAUUCCUUCCUAUAUGGACCCGCUCAGAAUUUUGUAAGAAAGCCUAAUUUUGUAAGAAAGGUGCUAUCUAUAAAUGUAGCUCUAUAGGAACUAGAGAAUUGAGGUGCAGGAUUUCUUUAAAAGAUUUGAGGGGAUCACUCUCUUUCCUCUUGUCACUUGUGGCGAGGAAAUCUGGAAUCUUAAACCUUUUCCAUAAAAUGCUCUCUCACAGAUGGAGGAGAAGAGGCCUUGUAGCUCAUAAUAAUAAUAAUAAUAAUAAUAAUAAUAAUAAUAAUUAUUUUAUUAUUUAUACUCUGCCCAUCUGGCUGGGUUUCCCCAGCCACUCUGUGUGAUUUACAGCACAUAAAAAAAUUGAAAAACAUUAUAGACUUAAAAAAUUUCCCGAUACAGGGUUGCCUUCAGAUGUCUUCUAAAAGUCAGAGAGUUGUUUAUUUCCUUGACAUCUGAUGGGACAUAGGUAACAGAGCAGACGUUUUAUAGGGAGCAGAUUCUAGGAUCAGUCGCAGAGCUCUCUGGUUCAAAAGGUUAAGUAGCAAGUGAUGAGGAAGGUCCCUCUCUUCCUGAGACUUUGGAGAGCCAUUAGUAAGAAAGUAGAUCACACUGGGCAAAAUAGACAAAUAGUUUGUCUGGGCAUAAGGCAGCUUCCCGUAGUAUGUAAAAACGUAACAGCAGUUUAAAUUAACUUUCAAUAUUGUUACUAGAGGCAGGUCUUCACUUGCAUGCGAUCUAGUUGCGCACAACUGCACACACGGGCAACACUAGGAACCCAGAAGUGGCAGGUAGCUCAUGAAGAGACCCUCCCCGGAGCCUGAAGAGGACGUCUUUAAUUUCUGGGUGAGGUGGCUUUUGUCCUCAGCAGGGCUUUGUUGAGGCUGCUCAGCUGACAUGUGGGAAAUCGAUGGCUGCUGCUGCGCUAUCCCACAUGCCAGCUGUUAGAUGGGGUGUCUGAGCAGCUUCAACAAAGCUUCGCUGCGCCUCCGGUUUGCGAAGAGACCCACCCUGGAGCCCAAAGAGGACUCUCGAGAGGGUCUCAUUGAGAGCCACGAGGACUCUCUAGGGUGCUUCCUACUUACACACGUCACUUGUGCGCAAGGGGCCCCAGAACGUAAGUGGGACCUGUACAGUGGUACCUCAGGUUACAUACGCUUCAGGUUACAGACUCCGCUAACCCAGAAAUAGUGCUUCAGGUUAAGAACUUUGCUUCAGGAUGAGAACAGAAAUUGUGCUCCAGUGGCGCAGCAGCAGCGGGAGGCCCCAUUAGCUAAAGUGGUGCUUCAGGUUAAGACCAGUUUCAGGUUAAGAACAGACCUCUGGAAUGAAUUAAGUACUUAACCCGAGGUACCACUGUACUGCUUUUCACUAUAGCUGUCAACUUUUCCCUUUCCUUGCGAGGAAUCCUAUUCAGAAUAAGGGAAUUUCCCUUAAAAAAGGGGAAAGUUGACAUCUUUGCUUUUCACACCUUCAUGACGCUUUCUAAUACAAUAAAAUAGGGGUCAGUCUUGUCAAAAUUAAGAGCAUUAGAGUACAAUCCUAUGUGUGUUUGCUCAGAAGUUAAUCCCAUUGGGUUUAAUAGGACAUACGUUUGUAUAGAUUUAAAAUCUUAACAUCCCAUUCAUUUCUUUGUAGAAUUAAACACAUGCCUGAACCCUCUCAUGCUGAAAGGGAGGACAUGUAAAACAGUUUAACUUGGGUGUUACUGUGCCCUUUUUGUUUUAUAUGUAGGUCAUGUGUGUGUGUGUGUGUGUGUGUGUGUUUGUGUGUUUGUUUGUGUGUGUGUGUGUGUGUGUGUUUGUGUGCAUGCAGUCUGUACAUAAUUUAAAUGAAUUUUGGUAUUUUGGCUUCAUGUAGCAUAUUGUAGUCUCCUGUCAGUAGAGGGCACUGCAGUCUUUCUUCAGUAUAAUGGCUAUUCCUUAAGAGCUCUUUUCGCCUUGCCACAGGGUUUGGCACUAAUUCAAAUAAUGUGAGUAUUUUGGUCUGUUCUCUUCUCAACCUAUUUAAAAAGCAAAACCCACUAGCACAAAGAGAACAAAUCACAUCAAUUGUUUUUUCUUGUGUUGUGUGUUUCCAGAAAUCUUCGCUCUUUAGUAGCUGAACAUAUUGACGUCCAUCGUCUUAAGCAAGCAGCUCCUCUUACAGGAUCUGUGUAUAAAAAGACUAGCAGAUAACUGUUCCUAGAUUUAAGUUUUAAGAAAUUCCAUUUGUUUCUUAAUAGUUUACAGGAGUUGAGGAGGACGACGACGAAGACUGGGAUUUAUCAUCUCUAGUAGAAGAUGAGAAACCAUCGCCAGCAAAAGAUGAACAACCUUUGUUAGCAAAAAAUGAAGAACGUUUGCUGGCAAAAGAUGAGAAGCGUUUGCCAGCAAAAGAUGAAAAAGUUAAGAAUGCAACUGCUGUUGAAAAGAAAGAUUCGAAUGCGGCAUCUACGGUCCAUGCAUGGGGAACUCCAUGCGUAGGAAAACCAACAAAGGAAGAAGGUACAUUCAUGGGUGAUAUUAAUUACUAGUCAAUAGCUCUGAUGUUCUCAGCCAUAGCUGUGCCAGGUUCCCUUGGUGCUGAUAUUUAAAGCCCUAAAUGGCCCCAGCCCAGUAUACCUGAAGGAGCGUCUCCAUCCCCAUUGUUCAGCCCUCAUACACUGAGGUCCAGCUCCGAGGGCCUUCUGGCGGUUCCCUCACUGUGAGAAGUGAGGUUACAGGGAACCAACAGAGGGCCUUCUCGGUAGUGGCACCCGCCCAUCAGAUGUCAGGGAGAUAAACAACUAUCUGACUUUUAGAAGACAUCUGAAGGCAGCCCUGUUUAGGGAAGUUUUUAGUGUUUGAUGUUUUGUCACCUUUUUAUUUAUUUAUUAUUAUUAAUCUGUUAGGAGCCACCCAGAGUGACUUGGGAGACCCAGCCAGAUUGGCAGGGUAUAAAUAAUAAUUUAUUAUUUUUAUUAAUUAUUAUUCUCUGCAAACCCUGCCUGGAGGGAAGGGAGAUUUGCUACCAAGGUCAGAGCCACUGGGCUAUGGGCCAGGUUGAUUGAGACCUUUGCAGCUGCAGUACAGAAAAGACUAUUUACCUGUGUUGUGUCUAUCCUGCUUCUUAAUUUCAAGAAAAUUUAUUACCACUUACAAAACCAAUAAGAUAUAAUAAUAAAAGUGGUAAAAUGCAACAAAACACAAUUAAUAACAUAAUCUUUCCUAAACAUGUAUCAGGACUAUAACUAUGAAAUUUAAGAAACUUCAUCUGAUGUCUACACCUGAUGUUUAAAGCCAUUGUUUUUUAUUUUUAUUUUUAUGGGGUGUGUUUUUUAGUAGGUACAGUGAUAAAGUGAUUGGGGCCUUUCACUGUUCCCAACAGUGGUGGUUUUGAUCCCCUAGGUGUCUGUUCUUAUUACAUAAAACAGUAUUUUCUACAGACCACAGUAAAACAGUGCACUGCAACCAACAGGACUGGGCACAUUUAAACCUGUGGUUGGAUUGUGGUCACUCUGUUCGGAAUAACUGAAAGCAGCCAGACAAGGUGUUGGGCUUCUUAUAUUGUGGUGCAUUUGACCACAGAAAUUAAUGCACCUUAACUGCUCUGCUGGAGAGCCUGUAUAAUUCAGGAUGAACUUUGGUUUAGGUGAGAUGGGCUGCUCUGCUCCAUAGGCUGCUAAAAAGAGUUUGGAUCUGCUGCAAUUAAUGCCCAUUUAAUUUACAGCUGCUUGCCUUACACUAACUUCUUCCCUGUUUAGGGAAGUUUUUUAAUGACUGAGGUUUUAAUGUAUUUUUAAUCUGUUGGAAGCAGCCCAUAGUGGCUGGGGUAUAGGUCAUACAUUAUUGUUGUUGUUGUUGUUUUUGUUGCUGCUGUUAUUAUUAUUAUAUUAUUAUUAUUAUAUUAUUAUUCUGCAUAGGCCUGCUCCUUAAGGAACUCUGCUUGAAGCGUGGAAAGUUCCUGUGUCAGACUUUGUUUAAAGGAGAUCAAAAUUGUUCUAAAUUGUUUUCAGGAAGACCUUCCUACAUCUAAAAAUGGUAGACCACCAAAACGUGUUGCAGAAGAAUGGUACCAUCUCUAUCCUUGUGUAUCUUUGAAAGCUAAUUUUGCUGUUUCCUUUUUAAACAGUCCUUCAAGAUGAAGAUAUGAGCACAAAAAGCAGCUCACCCACUAUCACAGACUGGAGCGACGCUUCGGUUAUUUGAUUGUUGCAGAUAAAACCUCAUUCCAAAGACAACAGUCUGAUUCCUGUUCAUUUUUUUCUGGUGCGUUAACAAGGAACCUUUUGUUUACAAAACUCUGGUAUCUUUAGUUGAUUUAAUGCAGGGCCAAUUAAUACUUCACUAAAUCUCCACUUUCAGGUAAGAAGUGUUCAUCAAUAAACAGCAUUAACUGAUCCACUAUUUUAAGUAAUCUUUUUAAAAAAUACAAAAAACAGUUUAUACAUAACUUAAUAUAAAAUGUGAACAUUUUAAAUAAACUAUUUUGACU
This is a messenger RNA of Podarcis lilfordi (Lilford's wall lizard), 34426 nucleotides long. The record is from the annotation of a GenBank genome assembly. NCBI's taxonomy places the organism in Eukaryota, Metazoa, Chordata, Lepidosauria, Squamata, Lacertidae.